AUGGAGGAAGGGGCGAGGUUGGGGGACAUCAUAAUUGCAUCUGUAAAGGAAGCUAUUCCAACCGAAAAAGUGAAGAAAGGCGAGGUUGUGCGCGGUGUAGUUGUGCAUGCUGCCAUGCAAUGUGGCUGUUGUGACGGGAGUGAGGUCAAGUUUGAUGAUUAUGCAGUAGUGAUUAUUGACAACCAAGGCCAGCCAAGGGGGAGCAGGGUUUUUGGGCCAGUUCCACAUGAGCUGAUUAAGAAAAGGCAUGUCAAGAUAUUUGCUCUGGCAGAGCGUAUUGCCUGA
This is a messenger RNA of Dovyalis caffra, 285 nucleotides long. NCBI's taxonomy places the organism in Eukaryota, Viridiplantae, Streptophyta, Magnoliopsida, Malpighiales, Salicaceae. The record is from the annotation of a GenBank genome assembly.